Messenger RNA from Abrus precatorius (Indian licorice), 1262 nucleotides. Its product is annotated as 36.4 kDa proline-rich protein. The record is from RefSeq and is a predicted model, not a curated record. NCBI's taxonomy places the organism in Eukaryota, Viridiplantae, Streptophyta, Magnoliopsida, Fabales, Fabaceae. The coding region runs from base 376 to 1032 and encodes 218 amino acids. The transcript has 2 exons.
UUGUCCUUUCACAUGGUUUCCUUUUCCCUCAAACACUUGCUUUGAUUGAAGGCAAUAAGUGCAUCAUCAACAGUGCAAAUGCAGUGAUCUAAGAAGAAGAAGAAGGCACCCCAGCACGAAGAGGUUGUGUGUUAUGGUCUAAAAGCUAAAAUUAUGGUGCAUGUAGAAAUUCAUGUACACACACACUUGCACUUGUAAGGUGCCAGCUUGCAAAACUUGGCAGCUGCCUUUUGAGUAUAGCCCCAUCUUCACGUGAUCUGUUCCAACCCCCUUUUGUUUGCUUCUCCUCGUUACAAUUCCUAUAUAUCACCCUCAGCUAUUCAUUCUUUACUAUACUACUCUUCAACCAUAGCCACCAUAACCAUAACCAAAAGCAUGGAGUCCUCAAAGAUCUAUGCUUACCUCUUCAUUUGCAUGCUCUUCAUCUCCUCUGUUACGCCCAUUCUUGGUUGUGGUUAUUGUGGAAAACCCACUAAGCACAAGCCUGGUAAAAAACCAAAGACACCUACAACACCAAAGACACCUUCAGUACCACCCAGAACACCUUUAUUGCCACCCAUUAUUGUGAAGCCACCACCAGUGACUUUGCCUCCUAUUACUGUGCCUCCCAUUGUGAAGCCACCAGUGACUGUGCCUCCCAUUGUGAAGCCACCUAUUACACUUCCACCAAUUCCACUCCCUCCAGUGACAGUUCCUCCAAUUCUUAACCCACCAAGUACACCAGGAAAGGGAGGGAAUAGUCCAUGCCCACCACCCCAAUCACCUGCACAGGCUACAUGCCCCAUUGACACACUCAAGUUAGGUGCUUGUGUGGAUCUGCUUGGUGGGUUGGUUCACAUUGGUGUUGGAGACCCAGUUGCCAACCAGUGCUGUCCUGUGCUUCAAGGGCUUGUUGAGCUUGAAGCUGCUGUGUGUCUUUGCACCACUCUUAAGCUCAAGCUUCUCAACCUCAACAUUUAUGUCCCACUUGCUCUUCAGCUCCUUGUGGCUUGUGGCAAGAGUCCUCCUCCUGGCUACACUUGCUCCCUCUAAACCAGUGCAUGGAUUGAGGAAUAUAUGGUCAAAAUCGACAUGAGAGGAUGUCGAGCCAUUCUAUCUCUCUUCUCUUUUAUUGGAAUUGUUGUUGUUCGUUUUGCUAUUGAUUGUAAAACCAUUUGUUUUUCAUUGAGAUUGUAACAUGUAUGUUUUAAUCCUAGGCAAUCAGUACCAGCAAAGAUGCUUCUCUACGACAUUUUGAAAUAUUUAUAUGAUUUGCGCUUUGU